AUGUCAUCAGUGAAACGAAGGUGGUGCUAUCAAAGUGUCAGCACAUCAUCAAUCUCGAUGGGUGCGGGUGUAGCGCAUUUCCUGCUUGCUGCAAUCAUUUUUUCAACGAUGGUGACGUGUCGAUCGAUGCCGACAAACGCGUUCGAAUACAAAAGGAUGCUACAAGAAAUCAUUGACGGUGCGGACACACCAUAUCGCGUCUUCCCAAUGGCAAUGUUUCCGGAUCGGUUACCGGCUCCUGUAAAAACUUACUGGUAA
This is a messenger RNA of Necator americanus (New World hookworm), 258 nucleotides long. RefSeq lists its product as uncharacterized. The transcript has 3 exons. Bases 1 to 258 code for a protein of 85 amino acids. The record is from RefSeq and is a predicted model, not a curated record. NCBI's taxonomy places the organism in Eukaryota, Metazoa, Nematoda, Chromadorea, Rhabditida, Ancylostomatidae.